Molecule: messenger RNA, 3086 nt
Organism: Carassius carassius (crucian carp)
Lineage: Eukaryota; Metazoa; Chordata; Actinopteri; Cypriniformes; Cyprinidae
Gene: ankrd13d
Product: ankyrin repeat domain 13 family, member D
Exons: 16
Coding region: 790-2670 (626 amino acids)
Cellular component (GO): cytoplasm
Molecular function (GO): protein binding
Source: RefSeq, a predicted model, not a curated record
AUAUAAUUCUGUACGAGCUGCUGUCUGAUGUCAGAUGAGUUGAGGAAGGUAUCGGCACAGCCAAGCCUGCAUCUGAGGCGUUUUCACAUCAACAUGGAUGGAAAUUAGGCCUCUGCUCGCUUUCCGCGGUGGGUUAUCGGUAUUUACCACCGGUUCAGUACAGCCUGGUCGGAAUAUAAUGGAAAGCAGUCCAUUUGUCUGUCAGAGGACAGUGUUAUUAACAUCAUGUGUCAGCGAGCUCCAGCAGCACUAGUCUGAUGAGGAGGAGGAUGUUGGGAAGCUAUCUGCUAACGCAAGGAUGCUUUUACUGCAAAUAAACCUCUAACUCAUCCGUGCUCUCGAUUUUACCUCUUAUAACGGAACGCCGCUCAAUUUUCACGAUCAAUUUUCAACCCUUUUAGCCUCGAAGGGGAUAUUUUAUAAAGACUUGCAGAAAUUUUGAUUUAGCUUCGCUAGCUAAGCAGCUGUUGGAUUGACUGUCAGUGGAUAUUUUCAGCAAACGGGAGGAUUUACUGCAAAAUAACACCCGAAUCAGACCGGUGAUGAGUGUAAAUGAGACAUCUGGAGCCCGGAGGGAAUGAAUUCAGUGAACAGAUUAAACGACAUGUUUUAUUAAAGGAAAUGAACGGUCCGUAAAUAAACGCGUGUUACUGAAUGUGUUUAGAUGAUAAGGUGGCCGCAACCCAACAAACAUUUCCUAAAAACCUACUCGGCGGCCAAAAAAUAAAAUUUAACCACGCAAAAAAAUAAAAUCUAAACUACUGAAAACAUAAAUCAAGCAUCACUGAAAUGGCUGAAGAGGCGUUUCCUUUACAUUAUCUGGUGUGGAACAACCAGUUUCUAGAAUUGGACCGAGAGCUCCAGAAAAAACAGCAUGACAUGGAACGGCUGGAUCCGCGCGGGCGCACGCCGCUCGAACUGUCCGUGUGUCUCGGGCAUCUGGAGUCCACGCGCGUGCUUCUGAGACACAGCGCGGAUCCCACACACAGCAACACACAGGGCUGGACAGUCUUGCAGGAGGCAGUGAGCACCGGAGACCCUGAGCUGGUGCAGCUGAUCCUUCAGUACAGAGACUUCAGAAGAGCCACAGAGAGACUGUCUGGUAUUCCUGAGCUGCUGAGCAAACUGAGACAGGCACGUGAUUUCUACGUGGAGAUGAAAUGGGAAUUUACUAGCUGGGUUCCUCUAGUGUCGAAAGUUUGUCCAAGUGAUGUGUAUCGUGUAUGGAAAAGCGGUUCGUGUUUGAGGGUCGACACCACUUUAUUGGGCUUUGAGCACAUGACUUGGCUUAAGGGCCGACGCAGCUACAUCUUUAAAGGAGGAGAGAGCGGGGCCAUGGUGAUGGAGGUGGACCACGAGAAACAGGUGGUGUAUACAGAACCGCUGUCUCUGUCUCCGCGGGACGCUCCCUCUCUGCUCGCCGCCAUGCUGCCCUCGCAGGAGAGCACGGCCCAGAGACUCACUUCUCCUAUAGUGUCCACUCAUCUCAACACACGCAACAUUGCCUUUGAGAGAAAUAAGUCUGGGAUUUGGGGAUGGCGCUCUGAGAAGACAGAGGUUGUUAGUGGAUAUGAAGCAAAGGUUUACAGUGCCAGUAAUGUGGAGUUAGUGACACGUUCUCGGACUGAACACCUUUCUGAUCAGGACAAGUCUAGGAGUAAAGGAUGUAGAACUCCUCUACAGUCAUUCCUUGGUAUUGCUGAGCAGCACAUCUCCAGUACUGGGAGUCAGGUUUCUCAGUGCGCUAGUCCCCAUAACCCAACAGCUAUCACAGCGGAGGAGUACUUUGAUGCAGAGUUUAAUCUGAAUGGCAGAGAUAUUGGGCGGCCCAUUGAGCUCACCAGCAAAGUGCAGAGGUUUAAGGCCACACUGUGGUUGAGUGAAGCUCAUCCGCUCUCACUGGCUGAGCAGGUUACGCCCAUCAUUGACCUCAUGGCCAUAUCUAACGCCCACUUUGCCAAGCUGCGUGACUUCAUCACCCUACGCCUGCCACCUGGCUUUCCAGUAAAGAUUGAAAUUCCUCUCUUCCACGUGUUGAAUGCUCGAGUGACAUUCAGCAAUCUGUGUGGCUGUGAUGAACCGGUCAGUUCUGUUACAGUACAGUCUCCUCAAGGAGCAACCGAGGCUGGUCAGACGCCUCCCCCUCUGCAAUGUGAAAUCGACCCGUCUGUGUUUGAGCCUCCCCCAGAAUACACCACACUUGGACCAGGCCGCAGCGAACCAAUGAGGGAUGAGGAUGAUAAUUUACUCCAGUUCGCCAUUCAACAGAGUCUGCUGGACGCAGGAACAGAGAGUGACCAGGUGACCAUAUGGGAGGCUCUCACUAACACUCGUCCAGUUUCUCAGCCUCCGCUUUAUGAGGAGGACUCUCAGCUUGAGAGGGCGAUUCAGGAAUCUCUGUCUUUGUCGCUGGCUGGAGGAGAGAGUGUGGAGUCCGAUGCUGGCGAGCAGUUAUCCCUGUCUGAUCCCGCACUCAUCUCUCCUCCGUCUUACAGCUCACUGAGCGAGCCUCGGGCGCCGGGUGCGAUUGCUGUGGCCACCAGUUUUGAUGAACAGCUUCGCAUCGCGAUGGAGCUUUCCUGCAGAGAACAGGAGGAGUUAGACAGGAAGAGGAGGGAAGAGGAGGAAGAGCUGGAGAGGAUACUACAGCUGUCUCUCACAGAGAAGUAACUGUAGCCCUGCUUGAUGUGGGUUUAACAGAGUCAUUUAUUGGUUGUGUUUUUUUUUUCUGCUAUGUUAAAUUAUUCUUCUUCUAGAUUCAUCGCUCUUUAUUUCCUUUCCAAAAUAAUAAAUGGAAUAUAAAGAGGAAUCGGAGAGAGUGUGUGUGCCAGGACUGAAACAAUUCAUUAAAUCAGAGAGCACGGCAUGAAAAUGUUCCACUGUCUUUUGAGUGAUAAAAGGUCAACUUUAACUUCAUUGUAUAAUGAUGCAGAUGAAAAUGUGAAUAUAAAUUUUAAACAUUGAUGACUAUGAUAAUGCAUAAAGGUAAAGUACUGAAAAUACUAUUGCAUAAAAUAAUGAGUUUACUUAUGGUGGAUAACAUGAAAGUAUAAGUAUUAAAUGUUGCUCAAACACUUUCACAACAA